Molecule: messenger RNA, 1906 nt
Organism: Octopus sinensis (East Asian common octopus)
Lineage: Eukaryota; Metazoa; Mollusca; Cephalopoda; Octopoda; Octopodidae
Product: cytochrome P450 26A1-like
Exons: 12
Coding region: 343-1638 (431 amino acids)
Biological process (GO): sterol metabolic process
Molecular function (GO): iron ion binding; monooxygenase activity; heme binding
Source: RefSeq, a predicted model, not a curated record
CCUCUCUCCCUCUCUCUCUCACCAAACAAACAAACAAAGCCGCCUUCAACUUCCAACUUGUAAUCUGCCACACAACAGAUUAAGUAGGUGCAAGGGAUUAACAGCCACAGAUUAAUCCCUAAUCUCCUUACAGCAGAUUCUCAAUGAAUUGAUAAAUCAUAAAUAAGAAACAAACCAAGGAAUCACAUGACUUGUUAAGCCAACAGAAUCAAUAUCAGCUUUCUGCGGCAAAAAUUCAUUGAUAUUUUGAGAGUUUACAGAGGAAAAUGAUUUUUCUCGUCUCUUUUUACUGUUACUGAAUUACCAUUCUAUUCGGAAUCUUGCCCUUGGGAUGAAAAGCUGAUGGCCAAAAGUAACAAACUUCCUGGUUACUUAGGAUGGCCCAUUAUAGGAGACAAGACUCAUGAUUUCUUGAAGAAUCCAGUCAAGUUUUUUGAGAAGUAUUCCGAAGUUUAUAAAUCAGCCAUAUUCCUCACACGACUUUUUAACAAACCAACCAUAAUUGUUGGAUCCUAUGAAGGAGUAAAACAGGUUCUUUGUGACCGUACCGAAGAGUUAAGUCAUGGCUAUAAAUUGUUCCUGAGUGAUUUGUAUGGAGAAAAUAUAUUCGUUGCAAAUGAUGACAAAGCUGAAGUCAUUCACAAGUUCCUGGCUGACCAAUUCUCCAAAGACAAUCUUCAUUCUUAUGAGUUGAUAAUUGAAAGAAUUAUUAAUGAGGAAAUGAGAAGUCUUGACAAAACUUCCCCAGUUGACAUCUACUCAUUCUUUAAAGAACUUUCUUCACUGAUUUGCUUCACGCUGUUCCUUGGCAUCGACGCCUCCCAGUCAAAGGAGCUCAUUCAGGAACUGACGGAUUUAACAACAAUCCAAUGGCAUGGAAUCACAACUUUUCCAUUGAAUCUCCAUGUCAGAAGACACAGUUCUCUGAGAUUUCGAAGAGCAUCAGAUGCCAAGACAGAUUUAUUGGGCAUCAUUAAAAAGCAAAGACCCAUAGCUCAAUGUGGCUUCGUAAAACAGGUGAAUAAUGUUCCGGAGACAAACGAUGACUCCUACAUCAACAGCAAUAUCCUUGUCUUUAUUUCUUCGCUGGUGUCAAAAGCAAUUGCAUCAUACCUGACGUCAUUCUUCAUCACAACGGGACAAAAUAAUCAUGUUGAACUUCAAGAGAAAAUGUAUGUUGAUAAGAACUUGGAAGACCAAGUUUUAUUGGAAACCCAGCGACUUUAUCCACCGUUUGUUUGUGGCAGGAAAUUAGCCAAAACUGAAUGUAUUAUUGAUGGCCACAAAGUCCCAGAAGGUUAUUCCAUCAUCUAUCUGACGUAUGCUGCUCACAGGGAUGAAAACAUCUUUGAAAAUCCAAAUGAUUUCAAUGCUGAUCGUUGGAAUGAAUUCUCUAAAAAGAAACUGUUUACAUUUGGUGAUGGACCAAGAAGCUGCAUUGGAUUUGAUAUAGUAAUGAGUAUUGUGAAGAGCAUUGUACAAAGAAUUAUUGCCCAAUAUGAAUGGAAAUUGCAGACAACUGAUGUGAUCCAAUACAAAUGGUUUCCAGUCAUCCGGCCCAACACUCCAGUCUGUGUGGAAUUCAGCUCCAAAGUAGAAAUACGACAUCUUGGAGACCAACAUUUCACAAGAUUUUGAGCAUUAUCGUGUUUGUUGAUGUUGCUUUUGCCUGCAAUCUUUCACUGCAAUGAUUGAAUGGAAACAUACGCAAACAUAGCCACGCAUACAUGCAUGCAUCAAUAUUAGUGUGGUCUGCUGAUAGCUUUUUCAUGCCUGCCAAGACUGAUAAAUAGAUAGGCGUUUACAGACACACAUAUACAUGUACAACAUCCAUGCACACCACACAUACACAACUUACGUGCACUACCCUAUACACACACACACACACACACACACACAAAUACUC